Molecule: messenger RNA, 1457 nt
Organism: Anopheles moucheti
Lineage: Eukaryota; Metazoa; Arthropoda; Insecta; Diptera; Culicidae
Product: ADP-ribose pyrophosphatase, mitochondrial
Exons: 2
Coding region: 223-1164 (313 amino acids)
Molecular function (GO): ADP-ribose diphosphatase activity
Source: RefSeq, a predicted model, not a curated record
GUACGGCACCGGUACGGCGGGUGCAAACCAGAAGGCGCGUCAUAAAUCGUACUCAUCAACACGGAAUAAAGUUAUCCUUCGGAAAAAGGUUUCGUGGCUGGUGCUGCCAGCGUUUGCAAGUUGCCUGGCAUUGGUGUGUUAUUUAUUUUCCUAUUGAUUCCGACACCAGUGCCGCGGGGUUAUGUAACGGACCCGCAACCUAAUCAACCGAUCCGAACACCGAUGUCGACGAUGGCACUCCGGCAGACAGCGUGCAGAUUGCUAUCGGCAGUCGCUGGCGCUGGUCCGUCCGGUGCCGCUGUGGACGAAACGGUCGAAACCAUGGCACGAAUCAUACCGGGAAUCUUCAAACAUUCGCGCUGCCGGAACAACGUGUACCCGCAGAGUGACGUGCGACGGUAUCCCGUACCGGAUGAGUCCGUCUUCUGGACGCAAACGUACUCCGACUAUCAGCCACCGUUUCACGAAUCGCCCGUACUGCAGGGCAAAGAGUGGGCCGAUCUAGAUGCCGAUAACGCCUCGUUCAAACCGAAUUGGAACGAGCUGGACGGGAAGGUCAACCGGGUAAGCUUUGUUGGGACGUACGAGAUACGGGACAGCUGCCCGUUGAAUCCGUUCGGGCGUACGGGUAUCCGGGGCCGCGGUAUACUCGGUCGCUGGGGUCCGAACCAUGCGGCCGAUCCGGUCGUGACGCGCUGGAAGCUUGAUGAAGCUGGCCAACCGGCGGUGCACCCGGACAGCGGCAAGCGCAUCCUGCAGAUGUGUGCGAUCGAGCGGACGGAUUGUGGCGAGUGGGCCAUCCCGGGCGGUAUGGUGGAUCCGGGCGAGAAGGUUAGUGCUACGCUGAGGCGCGAAUUUCUCGAGGAAACGAUGGAUAACGAUGCCGGUGAGAUGGCGAACGAGGUGGAACAGUUCUUUGCGGCCGGUACCGAGAUUUACAAAGGGUACGUGGACGAUCCGCGCAACACGGAUUGCGCCUGGAUGGAGACGGUCGCGGUGAACUUUCACGAUGAGUCAGGUUCGGUCGUCGGGCGGUUCCCGCUGCAUGCGGGCGACGAUGCGGCGAAGGUACGCUGGAUGGAUGUCGGCGAGGAGGUGAAACUGUACGCCAGCCAUUCGAACAUCGUCAAACGUGUGGUCGAUAUGCUGGAAGCGCACUGGUAAGGCGGUGAGACGGUAUCAUCAUAAAAGAAGGACGGCAGUGAUUGGCACGCACAUCGACGGUGCUGCUGCUGCUGCCUGCCGUUCGGAUGUUUCUUCGUGUUUCGUUUGUUUGACCUUCGGGUAACACAAUGUUGAACCGUUGAACGAUUUAAAACAAAUCGACUCAACUGCAUGCAAACGGAAUAAACGCAAGGAAAGGUACAAGCAUUUUACUACAGUCGCAUGUUUGGUUGGUGAUUAAAAUAAUCGUAACAUGUAUUUGUUUCCGUUUUGUUUUAUCAUCUUCUCCCACA